Messenger RNA from Etheostoma cragini (Arkansas darter), 4833 nucleotides. It is a transcript of the gene esrra, whose product is annotated as estrogen-related receptor alpha. Gene Ontology annotation, cellular component: nucleus. NCBI's taxonomy places the organism in Eukaryota, Metazoa, Chordata, Actinopteri, Perciformes, Percidae. The record is from RefSeq and is a predicted model, not a curated record. Bases 391 to 1689 code for a protein of 432 amino acids. The transcript has 8 exons. Gene Ontology annotation, molecular function: sequence-specific DNA binding; zinc ion binding; nuclear steroid receptor activity. Gene Ontology annotation, biological process: regulation of DNA-templated transcription.
UAUUGAUGCUGGUCACCAACUACAACCUUAAUGUGGCAGACGAAGACGAGAAUUUUUAACACCAGUGUACAGAAACCGAACAGCCGGAUAAGGCAGUGUGUCGCCGGUUGUUGUUAGCACCUUAUUACACGGUAACGUAGUGAUGCGAUAUGAGAAACCCUGCAAGGCUUGGACUGCGCCGUUAACCGGGUUAAACCGACUGUGGACUUGCCAGCCGCAAAGACUUGACUGACUUCAGAUAAAAAUAUAUCUACCCUGCGAUGUUUUUACAUUUCCAAGUGUCCUGAUAACUGCAGACUUCAACCCAAAGCAAUAGCACUUCACUGAGCUACCACUGGGAGUCACAGAUCUAUAUAUAGGCUUCAAACUCCAGCUCGGCAAACAGACAUCAUGUCUUCCAGGGAGCGUCGGACAGAUGUCUACAUAAAGGCAGAACCGAGCAGUCCAGAGGGAGGCGGGGGAGGUCGGAUCAGCCCUGGCGGGGCCUCCUCGGACUCCUCUCAAAGUGGUGGAGGAACCAGAGGAGACGGCGUUAAACGCUACUCCCCGCCACUCUACACACCGGCUCUGCGUUGCCACUUCAAAGACGAGGGUGGGGAUGGGGCAGAGGAGAGCUCCGCUGGAAAUGGAGCAGGGCGAUGCAAGUACGCCCUGAGCACGCUACCGAAGAGGCUGUGUUUAGUAUGCGGGGAUGUGGCCUCAGGUUACCACUACGGCGUGGCGUCAUGUGAGGCCUGCAAAGCAUUCUUCAAGAGGACCAUCCAAGGUAACAUUGAAUACAGCUGUCCAGCAUCAAAUGAGUGUGAGAUCACCAAGAGGCGCAGAAAGGCUUGUCAGGCAUGCCGCUUCACUAAGUGCCUCAAAGUAGGCAUGCUGAAAGAGGGAGUUCGUCUUGACAGGGUCAGAGGUGGAAGGCAGAAGUACAAAAGACGGCCCGAAGUAGAGAAUGCAACAUACCAGAGUGCCCCUCUACCACUGACAAAGGAGAGUGAAAAAGGUUCCUCCAACAUCAUUGUGUCCCACCUUCUAGUGGCAGAGCCAGAAAAGUUAUUUGCCAUGCCUGAUCCUCUGCAGCCCGACACAGCCCAGCGCACGCUCACCACCCUUUGUGACCUGGCCGACCGGGAGCUGGUCGUCAUCAUUGGCUGGGCCAAACACAUUCCUGGCUUCCUGUCGCUGUCCCUGGCAGACCAGAUGUCUGUGCUGCAGUCAGUUUGGCUGGAGGUGCUGGUGCUGGGCGUAGCGUACCGCUCGCUCGGCUGUGAGGACGAGGUGGUGUUUGCCGAGGAUUUUGUCCUUGAUGAGGAGAUGUCACGUGUUGCUGGACUGACAGAGCUGAAUGCAGCAAUUAGUCAACUUGCUCGCCGUUUCAGGUCACUAAACGUGGACCGGGAGGAAUUUGUCAUGCUAAAAGCCAUCGCACUCACUAACUCAGACUCUGUUUACAUUGAGGACAUGGAGGCUGUGCAGAAGCUGCGGGACCUCCUCCACCAGGCCUUGCUGGAGCUGGAAUGUCAACAGCGCCCAGACGACCCCCAGCGGGCAGGACGCCUCCUUUUAACAUUGCCUCUCCUCCGACAGACUGCAGGCCGUGCUCUUACUACCUUCUACAGCAUCAAGACCCGGGGUGGUGUACCCAUGCACAAACUAUUCCUGGAGAUGCUGGAAGCCAUGAUGGACUCUCCCUAGAGCAGAGAGCAGCAGAAGUGAAUAGGAUGCAGAGAAAGAACCAAAAGAGAUCCAGUCUUCAAGAGUGGAUGAGUGGUUUGUGAGAAAUGAAAGAUUUUAUUAGAGACUUAAAAAGGAAGGAAAUGGUCCUUUUUCUCAUGUGAAAAAAAGGAAAAGAAUAUGAGAAAAUGAAAAUCUCAUGUGUUCAUGUCCCUGAGUGGGAAUUGGUUAUUUACUGUCAGAUGUAACUGCCACACUUCAGUGAAAGGCUCCGAGAUCCAAGAGUGAAAACAUUUAACAUGAAUGCCAGACUACUUCUCAGUUUCAACUAUUUUCAAGGUGUGUUCCAUCACAGCAUUGAUCUGCAGUUGCAUAACCACUGGAGAACCGCACUUAGGUACCCAAGAAUAGACUGCAGUCAUGUGGCUUUUAAACUGUUAUAAAUAAUGCAACAUCUACUCAUGAAAGCCAUAAUAACAUAAGCGCAAAAGACUUGAGGGUCCAGUAUAGGGUCAGAUUGACAUGCACAUGGAGUGCUUGUAUUUACUAUAGUUUAGUGUGCCGUUGUAGGCAAAUUCAUAGGAAUUACUUGCAAUAUGUUAAAAGCAAUAUUAUGACUCGAUUAUCGUCUGUCACAUUGAAAAUGUGGAUCAAAUGGUGAGACAUAUAGAUGUGUGGGUGUAUAUCAGUAGUUCUCCACUCAGGACCCCAGGUGCAGAUUUUUUCUUUUUUAAAUAAUUCUAACCUCUAGAAGAGACUGGUUUGUGUUGGGGAUGCCAGGUGUUUAGAUUGAAAAACCUUGUAAGAGAGCAAACCACCAGCAUGUUGGGGGUUAACUCCUGGAGUUGGGAACCACUGAUGUGCACAGUUGUUGCUGCAAGAUUCUUUAUAAAAGGUUGUGCAAUUGAUUUGUAGUCCAGGAGAAGUGCAAAUGAAGAUUGCGUGCUCAUGGAAUGCCCUACUUGGAAGGUACAUGUAUUUGUUGUAUGUAAAUCCUAUCGGCACACAAAAAAAACUGGCUUCCAUACCAAGAAACCGUGAGUGUCUGUGUGCAGUCCAAAAAAUGAGCUACAGUGAGAUCAGGGAAGAACGUGACUCUUUAACAUUAAAUCGUGGCAACAAAAAGUGAUUAGAAAAGAAAUGCAUAUGCCUCAUUUACUUUUUUAUACUAUCUUCCACUAGAUCUCUCCACUAUUCUUGAAUUCAGCAGCUGUGCUGUUUAAAAAAUUAUGGUCUGACCUACUUGAUCUAUGGGCUAUAACACUAAUCCAUAUGAUUGGUGUUAAGAUGGUGAGAUUUUGCUGCAUUUUCUGCAGUCGUGAAGAACAUUGCAUAAAAGAUCUCAUUUGUUUUCAAUGAGAGAUCCCUCCUUUGUGUACGUACAGUUGUUCAACUUUUACUUGUAAGUGCCCUCUAUGGGCUCAGGGCAGCAAGAAAUACUACAUUUGCAACAUCUUCCUUUUUGGGAUGUUAAAACCUUGUCUGACAACAUCCUGAAAGUCCUACUCAUGGCUCAACAGGUUUGUAUACUUACAAUAGAAAUGAUCAUUAUAGUAAGCUUCACAUGCAAUGCAAAUCUACAGUAUCUGAUGUCAAAAUUGGAUAUAUUUAUUGGCCAAAGGGCCAUUAAUCAUUCAGCCAUGUACAGUUCCAUUUAAAUAAAUAGAAACAUGCAAUGUAUAGGGUAAGAUAAUAAAGCCAGCAAAUGUGAUUUAAAUUGCCCAUUACAAUUCUAUUUGUGCAGCAUACAGUGUUCUGAACUUUGUAAAGACUUGAAACUUGUUUUUUCAUACAUUUUUCUUUCUAGGAUUUAAGGGUAUUUUAUUUACAUUGUGACACUGUAGUGGGUUUGGUAUUGCAAUGAAGCUUUCCAUUCAGAAUAUUAUAAAUACUAAUUGUUUUUUAAUGUAAGCAGUUGUGUGUUUUCUGAAGCUAAUUGUCAUUUUCGGGAUCAAUUAACAUGGCUUCAUGGAUUUAUAGACACGUUGAGGCUACAGAGGGCUACCUCAGGAGGCAGAGUUAGCCAGACGGCCAAAUAACUGUGCAGACAAAUGUAAUUCUUGAGCUUUUGAUUUUUAAAUUUGAACAUUGGGUUUAUUGAAUGUCUCUGCGGUUGCAACACAUGAGAUCAUUAAUUUGGUUUUCAUAAAAAUAAGGUGUAUAUGCUUCAAAAACCUAUAAUAUGCCCCAAGGUACGAAGUGUCUCACACUUGGUAUGGUUUCACAGGACAAAUGGUGACGCUUGAAAACACUGGAGUUCAUUUUUGGCAGUUGAAAACGGUUCAACCUGUAACACAGGUGUUAUAAUAGCAACAGCCUGCAUGAUGAAGCAGGGAAGGAUAUCUUGCAAAAUCUGACACUGAUUCACCGGUUUGGUUUUGUGUUCAUAAGUUACAAAUUACAUAUUCCUGUUAUCUGUCAAACAAAAUAAAUAUAGAUGCCUGGGUCGAAAUGAGCUUUUCAAAGUUUCUUCAUAUAACUCGGUCAUUUACACAAUGGUAGAUUUGUCAUUGGCAUACAAAUAUGUUUUAGGUUUGUGGGGUUAGGGUAAAGGCAAGGUCAUUUGCAGCGUCACUGUUAAAAUGAUCAUUUGUUGUUUUAUUAAAUAUGUGCGCAUUAAUAUAAAUGAGCAAUACAAUAAAUUAUCAAACCUCACAUUUCCUUGUAUAGCCACAGUGUAAAUUUAACAUUGCCAGUUAUAAUAAAGAAUAGCUACUAAACGUUAUAUUAUUUAGAGGUUCAAUUCAAUGUUUGUAUUUUGAAAGACUAUUUAAAUGAUUAAAUUCUAUUUUUUACUCAAUUUACUGUUGUUUGUUGACACUGCUUUAUUGUCGUGUGUUAUAUUGGCUGUGAAUGUCUGUGUAGAUUUUUUUUUUUUUCAUUUAGAUAAAACAGCUUGAUGUCCUUGUCUAAACAUGUCCACAUACAAAUCACUGUGAAAAAAGUGACAUCUUCCACUGUCUGAGGCAAUGGGGAGUGGAUUAUUGUAGGUGCUUUGUGUUGUGUAAUAAAUGGACACACCACCACCACCACAUAUCAUUGGUGUCAUCUCUCCCUGUGUAUAUUUGUAAAUAUGCAUGUUUGUGUGUAUUAGAUGGAGGUAGUGUAAUGAAGACUAUUGUUGAAACUUGUUAACUUCAUGAUUAAAUGAUGUUUGACCAUGCA